AUGGCCCCGCGGCGGGUAGGGAGGAACCCGCUCCACCAGCCGGAGUCCGGCGGCAGCACCGCGGGGACGCAGCUCCGCACUCCGUCGCGCACGGGAGAAAUGGGGCGGCCAGAGUCAGCACCCCCCCCCCCCCCCCCCAACCAGCUGCCGCCGGGUGCUCAACGCCUUUGUAAGCCAGGAGAAGCCGGCAGCUCCGGCUCGCCCGCCCCAAGCGCCCGCCCCGGCGGGGAGUCGAUCCCUCCGUGCCUCCCGCCCCCACCGCCAGAACCCUCCCGGCGGCCCCAGCCCGGCCGCGCUCGGAGGCGGCGUUACUCACAGCACCCGCGGGGCGGAAAACUCACAGGUGGCCCGGCGCCGCCGGCGACCUCCGCGGCGGGAAGCCGGUCACUUCAGCACCGCGCGGGCAGCGAGAGAGCUGGGGCUGGGGCGCUGCGCUCCGCUCCCCGCCGCGGGGCCGCGCAGCUCCGGCCGCGGCCGUCGCCUUCCCUGCGCGGGGCCGACUCCCUCCCGCCCUUCCUCGCGCCGCCGGCCAAUGCGGGCCGCGGCGAGGAGCCGGCUUUAACCAUCUGUUGCGAGGCGCCUCCUCCAAGCGCUGCCGCCUCCCUCGCCGGGGGGCUCCCGCCCAAGCACCCCGCCGGGAAGGUGGGGAACGAGGAGGAAGCUUUACCCCCACCCGGGGAGCUGUUUGCCCUCUGUACCCCCAAGAGCUGGGGUUGUUCCCGCCCCCGCUUACCUCAGGAUCGCCGCCCCCUCAGGGCUGGCGCCCCUCGCCUCAGCGCUCUCCUCUCCGCACCCUCUGCCCUUCCCCUGCACAGCACCCGCGGCUCCCCCCCUCCCGCCGAGGGCCGAGGGAAGGGCAGCUCGGCUUGGGGUGCCCCGAAGAGCGCUGGGCACCGCCCCGGGCAGCCCCGCGUUAGGAGUGCCAGGUGGGAAGCGAGGCGGGAAAGGACGGGGAUGGGAACGGGGGAUCCGUCCGGGAACAGGGAGCGCAUGUGGGGUCUAAUCCUCCUCAGGCUGGCGGGGAUAAAGUCCUGGCCUGAUAAAACUUGCGUACUUCCCACUUAA
Molecule: messenger RNA, 1065 nt
Organism: Pezoporus flaviventris
Lineage: Eukaryota; Metazoa; Chordata; Aves; Psittaciformes; Psittacidae
Product: WAS/WASL-interacting protein family member 1-like
Exons: 2
Coding region: 1-1065 (354 amino acids)
Source: RefSeq, a predicted model, not a curated record